Argentina anserina (silverweed cinquefoil) is the source of this 1440-nucleotide messenger RNA. Its product is annotated as protein KTI12 homolog. The record is from RefSeq and is a predicted model, not a curated record. The coding region runs from base 244 to 1152 and encodes 302 amino acids. Gene Ontology annotation, biological process: tRNA wobble uridine modification. The transcript is spliced from 2 exons. NCBI's taxonomy places the organism in Eukaryota, Viridiplantae, Streptophyta, Magnoliopsida, Rosales, Rosaceae.
GCAACCCGAAACCCUUCUCCUUUCUUCAGCUAGACCUCCGAGUCUCCCCAAUUUCAAAGCAAAGCAUCAAUUUUGGGACCUCUGUGCUUCUCGCAGUUUCAGCUCAAAUCACCCAAGCAGGUUUCACUGUCUAUGUAAAACUAUCAGCUACUAGAAUACCCCCUUUUGAAUCAGAAGAAGUUGGCAUUAAUUUUGAGUUGGACAUUUUCGGACUCAUAAUAUUAAAGAAGUUGAGUUCUUAGGAUGGCACUGGUUGUGAUAUGUGGGCAGCCCUGCAGUGGGAAGUCAAUGGCUGCCGCCUGCCUAGCUGAGGCUCUGAAAGAAUCAGGGUCGAGUCAUACAGUCAGGGUUAUUGACGAAACUUCGUUUCAUCUUGACCGGAAUCAGAGCUAUGCCAAUAUGCCUGCGGAGAAGAACUUACGAGGGGUGCUGAGGUCUGAAGUUGAUAGAUCAGUGUCGGGAGAUAGUAUUAUAAUAGUGGAUUCUUUGAAUAGCAUCAAGGGUUAUAGGUAUGAGCUUUGGUGUUUGGCUCGUGCUGCAGGGAUAAGGUAUUGUGUGUUGUAUUGUGAUGCUGAUGAAACCCAUUGUAAGAAGUGGAAUGAGGAGCGUAGUGAGAAGGGAGAAGAUGCCUAUAAUGAUAAGAUAUUUGAGGAUUUGGUAAGAAGAUUUGAGACACCAGAUAGAAGAAAUCGGUGGGAUUCUCCUUUGUUUGAGUUAUGGCCACAUAGAGAAGGUAUAGUAGGAUCUUCAGCUGCUAUUUUAGAUGCGAUUUUGUAUCUGACUAAGAAGGUGGACUCAAAGACACGCGAUGUGAAAACAUUGCAGCCAACUAUUGCAACACAGAACACACGGUUUUCAGAGGCAAACUCUCUGUAUGAGCUGGACCGAGCAACACAAGAGGUGUCCAAUGCUAUUGUGGAAGCACAAUCACAGGCACUUGGAGGGCCUUUAAAUGGAGUUUCUGUUGGUCAGGGGUUACCACCUAUCAAUAUCUCUAGACCAGUAGGGCUUCCAGAGCUUCGAAGCUUACGCCGAACUUUCAUAAAAUUGACAGGGCAAACGAGUUUAAGUGGGCGACCGCCACCUUCAGAUGCAGACAGCGCAAAGAGGAUGUUUGUUGAUUACUUGAACAGGGAACUGGCAAAUUCAUGAGCGAGGAAAAAAAGUACAAUGCUAUUCAGUUUUGAUACAGGUCUAGGUUUCUCCAGAUUCUUAUGCUGAUAAAACAUGGAUAAACCAAUCCUGAAUUGAUAAGAAUUGCUGCUGUUUCUCCUAGCAUUAUACAGAUGUAUGUUGUAGUCGUGCUCAUCAGUCAUCAUUGUUGUACUACCAUUCUUACAUGUAUUAUUGAAAACUUGUUCUUCAUUUCGCUUACUCAGUUUUACUUGUAGCAGUUGGAUUUUCUUAACAAUUUGAUAGCAUGGUCUUGAAUUUUGAAUC